This is a messenger RNA of Cinara cedri, 4980 nucleotides long. Lineage: Eukaryota; Metazoa; Arthropoda; Insecta; Hemiptera; Aphididae. The record is from the annotation of a GenBank genome assembly.
AAAAAAAGUGAUAACACUUUUAAAUAAAUUUCUAGCGAUUUUAAACUAACACGAUACUGAAUUAGGAACUGCAGUUUAUAUUAAAAAUAAAUAGAAACCUAAUAAAAAACAAAUGGCUUCUUCAUCGAGUUCGUCAGGAUCAGAAGAUCCAACCGAAAAAUUAAAAAAAGAACCGUCUAAAGGCAUAUUAAAACCUUCUGUUAGUUAUGAAGAAAAAGAGUAAGUAUAAUAAUCUAAUAAUUAAUAAUUGUUAUAAUAACUGAACUUAAAUAGUUAUGUCAUACAAUAUGAUAUUCUCAUAUUAUACAUGUUUACAAUUUUAGUAAAAAAAACAAAAUGGCUAAGUCUGCUAAAUGGGAUGAAAUGAACAUAUUAAAAACAUUGCAUCCAUUAGAUAAAGAUUAUGGCCACAUGAAGGUGGAUGAACCUAAAACACCAUUCGAACGAGAAAUUCCUGAAAGCAAUGAUGAUAUGGAUGGUGGUGUUAAUGCAGAGGAAUUAAGGAAAAGGUAAGUGCUACCUUGCAGGGCUUGAAUUAAUAUUAUUUUUAAAAAAAAUUUUAUUAACAAUUUCAAAUUACAUUUGAAACCUAUCAUAUUUAUAGUAGUUUCAUAAUUUUUUUUUAUUGUUCAUUUUUAAAUCACUCAUAUUUUUAAUUUAGGUUUUAUUUUAACUUUAUUAUUUUGUGUAUUUACUAUUCAAUAUUUUUGUCAGGUCUAUUAAAUUUAAAGAUUUUUUUGGAAAUAAAUAUUAAAUAUUAAAGAAUCUAUGCAUAGCUAUUGUAUUAUAUAACUUAAUAUCAUCACUCUUGGAGUUCUUGAGUAUCAAAUAUUUAUCUCAGUUUUAAUUAUAUUUGGAUAAAUAUUAAUUUAAUUGAUUUAAAUAUAUAGAAUUGAAGAAGGUGGAAGACGGAGAAGUAGCUCAUUUCAAUCAGAAGAAGAAUCUGAUGACGAUGAAGACGAAUCUCCAGAAAAUAAAAGUUUGAUUUAUUUUAUUGUAUAUGUAUAUCAGAAUUUACUUAACUUGUUUUUUAGGAACUACAUUUGUAAUAGUUUUGUAAUACAUAUUCUUAUAAUUUUAGUUGCGAGAGAAGUAUUUGAAAGAAAAAGAAAAGAGCACUACAAUGAAUUUCAAACUGCAAAAAUACUGGCCAAGCAAAUGAUGGAUGAAGAAGAUGAAGAUGAUAAUGAUAAUGAUAAUAAACCUAAUGUAGAUGAUCGGGUAUAAAGUAAACUUUUCUUUGUUUAUUUUAUUUUUUAUUCUAUCUUUUUGUGACAUUAAGGAACAAACCAUUAAUGUGUUUUUUUUUCUUGUUAUGUUUGUUUACAAUCUUGAAUUCCAUAUUUUUUGCAAUUUGUUGCUAUCAAUUAUAGAACAUGGAUUGCUUUCAGUCAUAUUUGAAGAGUAAAUUCAAAUAUUUCUCUACAAUAAAAGAAAAAUGAUCUUUCUUAUAUUUCUAAGAAAAAUUUGUAUCAUUUCUUUGAUAUAUAGUUCAUUUGUUUAAAUAUCUCAUUUAAUGUAUAUUUUAUAUAUAAUAUUUAAAAUUAAAAAUUAAAGUCAAGUUUAAUUGUUAACAAAUUAAAUACUUGGAUAUCACUAAUUUAUUUAAUUAAAUCAUAAACAUGGCCAUUAUCAUUAAAUUAAUUCAAUUAAAAUUUGAAAAAACAAUAUAACAUUUUAUUGUGUUUUAGAAAUUAACUCGUAUAUUUUUUUCUGUUGCUUUCAUUUUAAAAACUUAAUAGGACGUCACACAUGCACUUACUAUUUCUGUGUUACAAAAUUACCAAAUAACAAAAUUACAUUCAGUAAGACAAAUUUUGUUCUGUUAGUUUUAAUAUUAAAACAAAUUGACCUAUUAACAAAUUUAAAGGUAAGAUGCUUAUCAGUGCCAUAGUAUUGAUGUUUUUCCAAUAUUUUAAUUUUCAAGAUAUGAGUAUGUGAAAUAUCACAAUUUAAAAAUGAUUAUAUCUUGCUUAAGAAUUAAUAUACCAAAAAAAAAAUAAAAUGCUAAAACACAGAUAAUCUUCUUACUUUUAAAUUUGGCAAUAUGUCAAUUUGCUUUUAUAUUAAAACUAAUGACACAAAAUGUUUCUUACUAAACGCUAAUUUGAUAUGCAGCGAAUUUGUAAGACUGAGACAGUAGAUGCCAGUGUGACGUUCUCAUAUUAAAAAAUUAAUUUUGAAAUAAAUCUUAACAUUGUAAUUUUAUAUUUAAAUUUAACUAUUAUAUUUAAUUAUUUGAGUAUUGUUGAUUUCAAUUUUAAAUACAUUCAUCAUGAUCCAUUUAUAUACAUUUAUUUUUUAGUAUACCAUUUAUACAAUUUUUAUUCUUAUAUUUAUUUAUAUAUAGUAUACAAUUAUCACUAAUCAAGGGUUUUCAUAUUCAUAGUCAUUUACUGACUAUUUAAUACAUUUCCAUCAAGUGUUCAAUUAGAGUUAUGUUAUGAUCGUUUACUGUUAUGUUAAACAAUAAUUUAAAAUUAUCUAAUAUUAUAAUUUUAAAUAUGGUUUACAUAAAAAACAAGUUAAACAUAUUUGGUUAUUUACUAGUCUAACUAAACAAUUGUAUACUUUGUGAAUAGUGUUUGAAAAUUUCAUAAAAUAUUUCAAUUUUUAUUUUUGUUUUAAAUUUUUGUCUUGUAAAAUAAUUAAAUAAAACUUAUAAAUAGAUACAGUGAUGUAAAUUUGUAUUUAACAAUUUUGAAUAUAUUUGUUUUUGUUAAAAUUACUAAAAAUGUAAAAUACAUAGUAAAACAAUACAUAAGUAUAUCUUAAUACUUCUUAGAUCCUGGGUUUCUUGCUCAUGAAAAUUUAUGCAUAUAUAAAAAAAAAACUUAAUAAAAAUAUAAAAAUCAUGUAAAUGCCUAUUUAAAAAAGAAUGCAGUACCCUUCAUAUUAACUUAACUUAUUAAUGCAUAAGUUUAAUCACUUUAAUAUGUAAUAGGCAUUGAACCUUGAAAUAUUAUAAUAUUUUUAGCUAAUUAUCUCUAAUACUUGUAAGGAUCUAAUAGUUAAAUAAUUAAUAAAAGUCCAAUAUUUUACAUUAUAAUGAAAUAUUUCAGACUUCAAACACUAUUUGUGAGCUUCAACAGUCUCAAUUCAUCAACAACAUUUUGUAUUUAGUAUUUACCUUUUAAAAAUAUAUUUACUCAAAAUAAUAAACAAAUUAUAUUCCAUAUUUCAUAUUCAUACUUUUCACAACGCACAUCUACUUUUUUAUUAAUUGACUUAACUCAAGCCAACCCAGAUCUAAAAAAAAAAAAAAAACUAUUUUCACAGUGUCACUGUAGUAUAAGUCAAUAAUUUAUAAUAUAUGUUUUCACAUUUAAUUUGUAUGUUAAACAAAAUAAACCAAAUUAAAAAUGUUAACAAAUAAUUUGAAUUGUUUACUCCUCAUGUCUAAAAUUAUUUCUUUAUAUUAAAUUUUCAUUACAUACAAUGAAACACAAAUAAUAUAGUUGUAUUUACACAAUGUUACUUUACCUCCUUGGUGAAUUUAUAAAUGCAGUAUUGUAAAUCAUUUUUAGCAUUUUGGUUUUACUAUAUUCCUAUAGAUAAAAAAUUGUGUGGUAAAUUAUGUUAAAAUGAGAAUCACAUUUUUAUUAUACCUACCUCCUAUUUUCUUAAAAUAGUUAAGAUUGGGUCUACUCAAAGCUGGUCAAGAUUUCAAGUUAAAUUGACUAACUAACUUAUAAAAUUAUUGUUCUAUAAAAACCACCUCAUAUUACUUGAUCUUGAAUGUACAAUCACUUUCCAAUUUUAAAUCCAAAUUUAUUUUAAAAAUUACAUUUUUUUAUUAUUCAUCAAUUUUAUUAGUAAAAAGCAACUGCCCAUCUAAAGAAAAAAAAAUUAAUAAAUAAAUGAACACUGAAAUAAAUUACAAAGUUAUUUUUUCUCAGCUUUACAGUCCGCACAGUACCUGAGUUGUCACAAAUAAUCCUCUCAAAUGUUCCUGUUUAAUAUUUUUAAAACUUAAAAUUAACAAUUACCAUAUUCAAUUUAUAAUUUUGGAAUGAUAAUUAAAAAGAUUUUUUUUAUUUUUGUUGUUAAUUAUUUAUUAUUUGUAUUAUUUAUAUAUUAAAAAGAAAGACUACAUUGUAUUUUAGAGACUUAUUUUGUAUAUUAGAGACAAAACAUUUUGUUGUAUUGUAUUAUUUUUUCAUAAACAACCAUAAAUUGUUAAAUACAUAAUUAAUAUAUUUAUUAUAAUACUAAUUAGUUAUUAGUUUUAUAUCUAAACAAAUGUUAAAACAAAUUAUUUUAAAAUUAUAUAUCUUUGAUUUGUAUUUUCAGUAUUCAUAUUAUUGACUUUUAAUUUAUAUAAAUAUUUGAAAAAUGACCAUUGUGUAAAUGCCAUUCAGAAAUAAUUAUAGAAAAAAAAACUAUUUGUAUAUCUAAAUACUUAAAUAAUAGUUGUUUGGUAUGUAUUAGAUUAAAAGGGAAUUAUUAUCUAUGCAUUUACAUAGAUUUUUUUGAUAGGUAUUUUAAAAUAGGAAUUCAUAUGUUAGACAUUUUAGAACUUUAUUUUAAUGUUAAAUUAUUUGUAUAAAAAUUAAAAUAUUCAAAGAAAAUAUACACACAAUGGUAAAUUAAGUUUAUUUUUGUCACAUCAUAUAUUAUUUAAUAAUUAAAACACAUUAAGUUAAUACCAUAGACCUACUAGUAUAAGAUCUAUGGAUAAUACAUAAAUAUCUAUAUGAAUUUUAAACAAAAUCUUAGAAUUAUCUGUAUUUUAAUUAACUAGUGUGCAUACAGUUUCUUUAUAGACGUAUAAGUAUAUAAUAAUGCAGUGAUAGAGAAUGGUUUAUUAUUUUAUAAACUAACCAAAUUUAAAGUGGGAUUGUAUAAAUGUUAAGCUUUUGUUGGUUAAACUAAACUUUUGUAUUGGAAAAAUAAUAAUAUAAUAAUUUUUAAUUUUGAUAUAAUUGAUCAGCUGUUUAAUAGAUAAUUACUGUGUAUUAUAAAAUGUUAUUUCCAAAU